UGUUGAGAGGAACUGUCAAAUGGAGCAAGGGCCGGCCGGACGUGUGAUGGGCGCCCAGUCAUAACGUUGAUCAACGACAUCGGAUGAACGAGGACUAGCUCUGGGAAGCUCUCUCCUGGACAAAUUCAUCCUCGCUUACUCUUCUACUUCCUCCACAUUCCCCUCCUUUCAGGAUCCGCCGCCCAUGUCUCCCUCCCUCCGAUAUAAGCCGCCCCUCCGCGUCCUGCUUUCGCCCUUCGCCACCACCUGUGACCAUGUCCGCCAAGUUCCAUCUCCGCCCCGUCGCUACCCUCUCCGACGGCUCUACCUCCCCCAGCACCUCCACCGCCAGCGAGCGCAGUCCCCGCUUCAACCACCGCCCCUCUGCCCAAGCCGCCCCACGCGGCCUCCGCCGCCCUCUGUCUCCGUCCUCCCUCCGAGACGUCGACCUCUCCUCUACUAAUGACGCGAGCACUAGACGAUACCCCGCCCCUCCGACCGGCCACGAACUGAUGGCUCUCUUCCCCGCCGCUCCACCGACCAACCACCGCCCUGGCCCGACGAGCGGCUACUUCCUCCAGCAGGAGCGAAACUUCUUCGCCCAGAAGGGCAAGGAGAUCGUGCGCGUCCAGAUCGAAGUAGACAUGCCCCGAGACGACGGCGACCAAAAGUCAAGAGCGCGCGACCCUGCAGCGCCUCGCCAAUGGACUGCGGCUCCUCCCAACGGCGUCCCGCCACACGCCACCGCACAGCGCUCUCCCCUGUCACACUCUCCGCCUCCCCAGUUCGCGCCGCCCUCCGCGGGUCGGAGAGGCGUGCCAGUCGUCCCUGUCUCUGCCCAGCCCGUCUACCCCGGACCACCAUCGAUGCACGCCGUCCACACGCACCCGGCAGCCCCUUCUCCGGUCGACGUGCCGCAUGCCGGCUAUCCGAUGCGCCCAGCACAGGAGCCUGCCAUGCCUGCUGCUGCACUAGGAAAACAGGUAGAGCUGCACCCGGACGAUUAUCGGGAUGAUCCUGACGAGGCGUGGCGUCGUCCGAUGCCACACAACGAGCGACGGCGUGCUGGAAAGCAUACGAAGCGUGUGAUUGUGAAUGGAUCUUGUUACUACCAUACCGUACUUCGCAUGCGCCGCUGACAUGCGCGUUCGUCGCGAAUGUGUUCGCGCUGAUGCCGAUGUAAAUCUGAUCCGAUGUACGCGCCGCAGCAGAUGAUAAUAAUUUCUCGUCUCGCCCCGGCCACCCCUAUACAACCGGCCAUGUGAUAUGAUACAGUCCGCUCUGAUCAUGAUCGACUCUCGGCCAUCAGCAGCCCAAAGAUCCUGUCCAAUCUCGCCCGAUAUGCUUCCGUGUGAUUGAACCAGACGCCGACCU
Molecule: messenger RNA, 1353 nt
Organism: Laetiporus sulphureus 93-53
Lineage: Eukaryota; Fungi; Basidiomycota; Agaricomycetes; Polyporales; Laetiporaceae
Exons: 3
Coding region: 255-1118 (287 amino acids)
Source: RefSeq, a predicted model, not a curated record